Labeo rohita (rohu) is the source of this 1222-nucleotide messenger RNA. RefSeq names its product collagenase 3-like. NCBI's taxonomy places the organism in Eukaryota, Metazoa, Chordata, Actinopteri, Cypriniformes, Cyprinidae. The annotation marks the transcript as partial. Gene Ontology annotation, cellular component: extracellular matrix. Gene Ontology annotation, biological process: extracellular matrix organization; proteolysis; collagen catabolic process. Gene Ontology annotation, molecular function: metalloendopeptidase activity; zinc ion binding. The transcript is spliced from 7 exons. The record is from RefSeq and is a predicted model, not a curated record.
GAUGGUAUGAUGUUUGAUGGACCACUAGGCACUUUGGCUCAUGCCUUUCCCCCCGGUUCUGGACUCGGUGGAGAUGCACAUUUCGAUGAUGAUGAGUCUUUUACAUUCCGCUCAUCUAAAGCAUUUGUCCUGUUCUUGGUGGCUGCCCAUGAGUUUGGUCACUCUUUGGGUCUUUCUCAUUCCAACAUUCCUAACGCUCUGAUGUUUCCUACAUACAACUUCACUGAUCCGGAUCGUUCCCCUCUGUCCUCUAAUGACAUUGAUGAGAUUCAGUCACUCUAUGGUCCACCAAAUUGUCAAAACCUGGUCUGGGAUGCAGUGACGACUUUUAGGGGAGAAACAGUGUUCUUCAAGAACGGCUUUUAUUGGCGUAAAUCUCAGAGCAACACUGUGAUACAACUUCCAAUCAGGAGUUUCUGGCCCAACGCUCCUGAUAAUGUAGAUGCUGCUUAUGAGGAUCCAGCGCAAGAUAAACUUUUCCUAUUCAAAGGUACACAAGUGUGGGCUUUCAAUGGCCAAAAUCUUGAGCCUGGCUAUCCUAAACCUCUCAGCAGCUUUGGUCUGCCAGCAUCUGUGACCAAAAUUAAUGCUACCGUCCACAACAAGAACACAGGAAAAACACUGCUGUUCUUUGACAAAUCUUACUAUCGUUAUGAUGAGAGGCUGAAUCAGAUGGAUGAAGGGUAUCCCAAACGAGUGGAAGAUGUAUUUGUGGGGUUGACUGGAGAGGUUACAGCAGCCCACAUGACCAACAAUAACAUUUAUCUCUUCAGUGGGAAAAAACUGUUUGAGUUCAGAAUGUUCCUUCAUCUGCUGUUCCCACGUCUGCUGAGGAGCAAUUACUUCCUGCCCUGUUAGUCAGCUUCCCUGAAACAUAGAUGGAGAUGGAGCAUAACGGCUAUUUUAAAACCACUUACUUUAAAAAAAUAAACUAUAAAAACGUAAAAAACACAAUUUGUUGAGUCAGCUUAAAAUAAUUUGUUACCCUGCUGCCUUAAAUUUUUAAGUUCAGUCAACUAAAAUAAGUUUAUUCAACAAAUGCUGAGUUGUACUAAGUAACAACUUAGAUAUUUGUGUUUGCUAAACUUAACAGAUGGGUAAGUAACCCAGCUGCCUUAACAUUUUAAGUUGAUUCAACUCAAAUAUUUAAGUUGUCACUUAGUAUAAUUUAACAUUUCAAGUUGAAUAAACUUUUUGAGUUGACUGAACUUAAAAUUUUAAG